AUGUCGUGGGCUAUUCAAGAUCAAGCUGUGUUCUACAACGGGCUGGCGCUAAAGGAUGCCGUGAAAUUUCCGCAGAAUGGAAUUCAUAAUAUCUGCGAGCGUGGGGGUAUUGUUGGGCGUGGUAUCUUAGUGGACUGGUUGAGAUGGUGGCAGGACCACAAUCCAACAGCUAAUCCUCCCAACCCGGCAAGCAGAUGGGCCAUUUCGGUCUCUGAAAUCGAGAAAACGCUGGAGUGGCAAGGCACGGAAUGCAGACCUGGGGAUAUACUGCUCCUACGAACCGGAUUCGUUAAGUGGCACAACGAAGCGGGCGCCACCACGCGCGCGACCGGCGUGCGCUCGUGCCGAUACAUCGGCGUCGAAGGAAAAAUGGAGACCGUCCGCUGGCUAUACCGUAGACGAUUGGCCGCCGUAGCCUGCGAUACCAUGGGGUUCGAGGCAUGGCCGUAUGCGCGCGACUGCUGCCUGCAUGAGUGGUUGCUUUGUCAAUGGGGGACGCCGAUUGGAGAGCUAUGGGAUCUUGAGAGGCUGAGUGAGCAGUGUGCCGUGCUGGGAAAAUGGUCAUUUUUGCUUACGAGUGCGCCGUUGCAUAUUAAAGGUGGGGUGGGGUCGCCACCGGGGGCUAUUGCUGUGUUGUAG
Aspergillus puulaauensis is the source of this 639-nucleotide messenger RNA. RefSeq lists its product as uncharacterized. The transcript has 5 exons. The coding region runs from base 1 to 639 and encodes 212 amino acids. Gene Ontology annotation, molecular function: arylformamidase activity. NCBI's taxonomy places the organism in Eukaryota, Fungi, Ascomycota, Eurotiomycetes, Eurotiales, Aspergillaceae. The record is from RefSeq and is a predicted model, not a curated record.